Messenger RNA from Diorhabda carinulata, 3209 nucleotides. RefSeq names its product glyceraldehyde-3-phosphate dehydrogenase 2-like. The record is from RefSeq and is a predicted model, not a curated record. The transcript is spliced from 4 exons. Gene Ontology annotation, molecular function: NADP binding; NAD binding; oxidoreductase activity, acting on the aldehyde or oxo group of donors, NAD or NADP as acceptor. Gene Ontology annotation, biological process: glucose metabolic process. NCBI's taxonomy places the organism in Eukaryota, Metazoa, Arthropoda, Insecta, Coleoptera, Chrysomelidae. Bases 200 to 1198 code for a protein of 332 amino acids.
UAUCACUCGUUUCCCCUACAUACUCGUGUUCUACAGCCGAAACAAAAAUUUCAGUCACCUUGGCAACACUUCGAAUCCGCUUUAUCACGUGACACAUGAAUUUUAUUUUUAUGUCAAGAUUUUUAUUUAACUGACACUUUCCUAGUGGAUUCCGAGUUGGUUUUUGGUUUCUGUAGUGUAUAAAACAUUUUGAUUCAAAAUGGCGAAAGUAGGAAUAAACGGUUUUGGACGUAUUGGUCGCUUGGUACUUCGCGCUGCUCUCGCUAAAGGCGUAGACGUAGUAGCCGUUAACGACCCAUUCCUCGAUGUCGAUUACAUGGUCUAUUUAUUCAAAUUCGAUUCGACCCACGGUCGUUACAAGGGUUGCGUUAACAGCGAUGGUAAAAAUUUGGUAGUUGACGGUAAGGCAAUUGCCGUAUACCAAGAAAAAGAUCCCGCUCAAAUUCCAUGGGGCAAACACGGCGCCGAUUACGUAGUAGAAUCUACCGGAGUCUUUACUACCGUCGAAAAGGCGAAGAAACAUCUCGACGGCGGCGCCAAGAAAGUUAUUAUUUCCGCUCCAUCCGCUGAUGCCCCGAUGUACGUUUGCGGAGUAAACCUCGACGCCUACAAUCCAGCCGAUCCUGUCAUUUCUAACGCUUCGUGUACCACAAACUGCUUGGCUCCGUUGGCUAAAGUCAUUCAUGAUAAUUUUGAAAUCGUCGAAGGUUUGAUGACGACAGUACAUGCCACAACUGCCACACAGAAGACUGUCGACGGUCCGUCUGGUAAAUUGUGGCGUGACGGUCGUGGUGCAGGACAAAACAUCAUUCCAGCGGCUACUGGAGCCGCCAAGGCUGUCGGGAAAGUUAUUCCAAGCCUUAACGGCAAAUUGACCGGUAUGGCUUUCCGCGUACCAGUUCCGAACGUUUCGGUCGUCGAUUUGACCGUUCGUUUGGGCAAAUCGGCGACUUACGACCAAAUCAAAGCUAAAGUAAAGGAAGCCGCCGAAGGUCCCCUUAAGGGCAUCUUGGGCUACACCGACGAAGACGUCGUUUCCAACGAUUUCAUCGGCGAUACCCACUCAUCAGUAUUCGACGCAAAGGCCGGCAUUCAAUUGAACGAUAAAUUCGUCAAACUCAUCUCUUGGUACGACAACGAAUACGGAUACUCGAACAGGGUUAUCGAUUUGAUCUUGUUCAUUUCCACCAAAGCUUAAGAUUUUCUUUUUUUAUUUCUAAUAGAAAAAUCUCGGCAGGUUUCGAUCGGUGGAGACUUUUAGCGUCUCGCGGAAUAAGUGAAAAAGUAAAGGAUUAGUUAGUAGUCCUUUGUCGGUAAAAAAAAAAUGUUACUUUUUUCGAUUUUACCGUUUAUUUUCUUUAUUUAAAAUAUAUGUGUCUAAAAUAUACAAGUUCUAACAAAAUAUUCUUAUAUUUAUAUCCUUUCUCUUUUUCCUUUUCCACUUUCUUUUCAGGCGAAAAAAAAAAAUACGUCGAUCUCCGGAGAAAACUGUCGAAAGGGAAAUUGUGGUACUAGUUUUUCAUUUUUUACAAAUUUUCAAAGAAGAUAUCGACGAAAAUGAAAGUCAAACUUUUUUUUUUAAUUUCACGAAAUUAUAAGCUAAUUCUUUCCCGUUUUCUAAUACUAUUUCAGAUCCUAGUUUUUCAUUCCCGUUGCAAUUAAUUUCUCCGUCUUGUUUUCCCCAAAAUUUUCACUAAAUUUCGCAAUUGAAUUUGAAUAUCUGGCGCCGUUGUUGACAAUCAUAAUGAACACACUGUCUGACGCGCGUUUCGAUAACCAAGUUAUCGUCUUCAGAUACUGAAUGACUUCAUACUGUUUUCCGUUAUUGUUUUUCUUUUUCUAAUGUUUCGAGAUCCAUUUUUACCCCACUAUCUCCGGUUCUUUUUGCCCUUCCUAAAUUCCUACAUGUUUUUCCAUAAUUUUAUCACUUUCUUUUCACCGUAAUGUUUCCAUUCCAGUUCUUUUUCUCUUUUCCACUACUUCCUGAUCUAUUUUCAUCGACACUUUCAAAGUUUUCCUUAUUUCGUUUUCAGUUUCUUCGUUUCUGAAGAAUUUCAGUUGCUUCUAUUCCCUUUCUUCUAUUUUAAUCGUCUUUUUGCUAAUUUCCCAUCUUUUUGUACAAAUAUUUUCCAAUGGGUUUUGACUUUUCCAUUUUCACUGCUUGGAUCCCAAUUAUUUGCUUUUUUUCUGUCCCUUACCAUCCCUUUCUUUAUUCCGGUCUCUUUCAUACGGUUUGUUUCCACUGUUUUGUGUUCUAUGUCCAUCUAUACAUUCGAAUUUUUCCCUAAAGUUUGUUCUUUCCCUGUUUUUUGUACUUUUCUAUUUACAUCAAUACAUCCGAAGUUUUUGGUUUGGUUUUUGUCGUUUUCGUUGCAUCAUUUUGUUAUUCUCUUUCCAUCACCGAUUUUUCCAUAUUUUCCCCUCGUUUCAGCGCUUCACAUAUUCAUCUUUAGUCUUGGAUCCAUAAAAUUUUCAUCCAUCUUACCACCAAGGUCUUUAGUUGACGUACCUCUUCAUUUUUUAACGCUCCUUCUUCUAUUUCGUCUUCUUCUAGCUUCAUAUUUUUUGUAGCUAUUUCUUCCAUUGGCUUGUACGAUAUUUUUUAAUCCGUUACUUUCUUUAAUUGAUGUUUUCGGUCAUCUUUCGACACUCUCUUAGCUUCACCUCCUAAUUGUGUUUGUCUUAUACAUUAUUUGUUUUAAUUUUUUGCUCCGCAGCUCCCAGUGUUAUUAACUAGUACUAGCACCACAAUUUCCCGUGGGAAAACUCGAUAAAAUAUUAAUGUGCUGAUUGUAUCUUAGGAAAAUUGACGGGAAUGGCUUUCAGAGUACCGACUCCGAAUGUAUCCGUGGUAGAUUUGACUGUUUGUUUAGGAAAACCGGCGACGUACGACCAAAUAAAAGAAACUGUAAAACAAGCAUCGAAAACGACGAUGAAGGGAAUUUUGAAUUAUACCGAAGAACAAGUCGUGUCGUCGGAUUUUGUCGGCGAUUGUCAUUCGUCGACUUUCGACGCUCUAGCCGGAAUCGCCUUGAGUGAUAAAUUCGUCAAACUCAUCUCUUGGUACGAUAACGAAUACGGGUACUCGAACCGAGUAGUCGAUUUGAUUUCGCAUAUAGCGACCAAAGACAAAUUUUAGAUGAAUGGAAAGUUGAAACUUGAAAUUUUUCGUUUGAUUAUUAAAAUGUAUCGUUAAAACUAAUCAAUAA